Molecule: messenger RNA, 1335 nt
Organism: Syngnathus typhle (broad-nosed pipefish)
Lineage: Eukaryota; Metazoa; Chordata; Actinopteri; Syngnathiformes; Syngnathidae
Product: G-protein coupled receptor 26-like
Exons: 3
Coding region: 175-1194 (339 amino acids)
Biological process (GO): adenylate cyclase-activating G protein-coupled receptor signaling pathway
Cellular component (GO): membrane
Molecular function (GO): G protein-coupled receptor activity
Source: RefSeq, a predicted model, not a curated record
GAAGAAAAGAAAAAAUAGUAGGGAAGCCUUCUCUCGCUCGUCUUUGAAGCAAUGUAGUGGAAAGGGGAACGGGGGGAUCUCCGAGCGCCCGGAGAAGGGUGGGGGGUGGCCGCUCGAGGAGCAUCGCCGCACGGACAUGAGCGCCCAAAAAGUGUCUUUUUUUGCCAUUUGAGGAUGGACCCCGCGGAGGCGUUGGUGUUCUCCUUGGUGCUGGUCAUCAUCGUGGUGUCGUUGCUGUCCAACGCGCUGGUGCUGAUCUGCUUCGCGUACAGCCCCGAGAUCCGCAAGCAGGCUCCGGGGCUCUUCAACCUCAACCUGACCUUCUGCAACCUGUUGCUCACCGUGGCCAACAUGCCGCUGACGCUGGCCGCCCUGGCGAGCCGCGCGCAGCCCGGCGGCGACGCCUUGUGCCAGGCGGCCGGCUUCCUGGAGACCUUUCUGUCCACCAACUCCAUGCUGAGCAUGGCGGCGCUCAGCAUCGACCGCUGGGUCGCGGUGGUCUUCCCGCUCCGCUACCACUCCAAGAUGCGCCACCGGGACGCCGCCCUGGUUUUGGGCUACACUUGGGCGCACUCCAUCAGCUUUUCCACGGCCGCCACUUGCCUCUCGGCGCUGGGCUACCACCGCCUUUACGCCGCCUGCACGCUGGCCGCGCCGAGGGAGCGGGCGAGCGGACGCACGCAGUUCGUCGUCUUCACGGUCCUCUUCCACGCGUUCAGCUUCCUGCUGUCCUUCAUCGUGCUGUGCGUCACUUACCUCAAAGUGCUCAAAGUGGCCCGCUUUCACUGCAGGAGGAUCGACGUCAUCACCAUGCAAACUCUGGUGCUACUCGUCGACAUUCACCCCAGUGUUCGACAACGUUGCCUGGAAGAGCAGAGGCGGCGGAGGCAGCGAGCCACCAAGAAGAUCAGCACCUUCAUCGGCACCUUCAUGCUCUGCUUCGCUCCUUACGUCAUCACAAGGAUCGUGGAGUUGUUCCCGGCGGUGCCCAUCAGCCCCCACUGGGGCGCGGUGUCCAAGUGCUUGGCGUACAGCAAGGCGGCGUGCGACCCCUUUGUCUACUCGCUGCUGCGCUACCAGUACCGCAAGACCUGCGGCGACAUCGUGGACCGGCUGCUUAAACGCCACCGCUCCUCAAACGAGUCGAGGCCGAGCCCAGAGGGUCGAGGUCUCAGUUUACCCCGGGUGGAGUGACGACGAGGAACUGCCGUGGACUACGUGCACGAGCGCCUGGUGGAGUCAAGGGUAGCUAUACUGGAUCUUCCAGCACGUGACUUGAGUGAAUUAUUUAUCGAAGAGUGAUACGUAGCACUGAACGUUCCCGAUCAAGUGAUU